This is a messenger RNA of Prorocentrum cordatum, 2530 nucleotides long. Lineage: Eukaryota; Dinophyceae; Prorocentrales; Prorocentraceae. The record is from the annotation of a GenBank genome assembly.
GAUCGAUAAUAAGACCAGCGCCGCCGGGGCGGAGGCCGCCGCGGGCGAGAUGGAACAGCGAUCUAACAACGAAAACAUGGUUCGCACCGUGAUCAACGAGGUCCACGAUGCGUUAAGCAAGAUCGCGGAGCACCCGGUGUUCAAGGACAUCGUUGGGCAGGAGCCGAAGACCAUGUCGGAUGGAGGCGCCCAGGCGCCAUUCAAGCAGGCUGACAUGAACGCUGUGCUGAACAGAGAUGGACCUAGCCUGUUCUACAAAUGCCAGAUCAAGGAGCUCCAGAGGUUCGCCUUGGAGCCACUGCAGCCGCCCAGGCACAUCCCCUUCGAGGCGGUGGUUGCGUUGGACUCAGCCACGCAAUGCGUGGCGGGUGCGAAAGGUGCCUUGCAACGCUUGUCGCCCCCGGAGCCCGCCUUCGCGGUGAUCUUCGGCGUCAGGGAUGCAAUCAUUCAAGAAGCUGGCGAUGACGUGUUAGGGAAAUGGCGCCACGCGCUGUUGACGGCGUCGUUCAGGUUCGAGCUGGUGACAUCAGGGGGCGAUCGGUAUUGGAGGGCCCAAAACCUCCGACAGGAAGCCGUCGAGAUGGGCAUCGUGUCCCAUUUGUCCGUCCGCCAGUGGAUCUACGACGUCGUUGGCUUCAAGGCUUCCAAAGAGAAAGACCUGGACAGGGAGUUGGGCAGCGCUCAGGUCGCGAAGUACUACCAUGAGAAAAUGAAGUACGCCAGGGGGACGGAGGGAGUCAGCGCGUCUUUCGUCGACAGCGCCCUCACCGUGCACAGGAGGGCCCUCAGCAACGAGACGGCGCGCCAGUGGCUCGAGUGGUGCGACGAGCACCUGAUGGAGAAGAGCCCAUGUAGCAAAUCGAUUUAUGCGUUGCAGGCCUUGGUCGACCGUGCGCAGACGACAUCUCGCAUUACCUGGGCCAUUUGCGGCCUCACGGAUCUCUACCGCAUGGACUCUAUCACCGCGGGGGAGUUCGCGAUCCGCAGGAUGAAGGACUACAGGCAGAGCUACAUCGAGGUCCUCAACCUGAAGCAUGCCAUGCGCGAUGAGUUGCUCCAGACGUGGUUGCCAGGGAUCGGUCUGCCAAUCGAGCACGUUAAAAAGAUGCAGGAGGCGUUCGCCGAUUUUCCGAACGCGCGCGCGUCUGUGACAGGCUACCCCGACGAGCCCACGGUGGACACUACGUGGAUGGUCGGAUGGCCCCCAUCUUCGGUGGCGGCAUGCACCUUUCUGGAAGAGUGUAUCUACACUUGCUCCUAUGACGGCCGCUACAGGGACGCUGUAAAGUCGAAGGCAAAGGUUGCUGACAUCUUGGAGUACGAGAGCGUCAAGCGCGAGAUCGACGAGAUCGCCGCGACUCUGGCCCAAGAGCGAGCCGCUGCAGCGGCGGCGAGAGGAGAGACCCCUGCAGUGGACCCAGCUACGCCAGCUCCGACAACUGGUACGACAACCGCGACUCCAGAGUCGAAUGGCUCUCACAGCAUGGAGCAGCAGGACCAAGAGUAUUGGGAGAAGAUCAUCAAGAAGCAUAAGAAAACAGCCGCUGAGCUGGAAAACGCAAUUCGCGAUUCCACUCUGGCGGGCAUCAGGGGCGAUCCGACUGGUCUCGCGCUGUUUCACUUCGACGUCAAGCAGAGCGGCGAGCCCUUAACUCGCCCGGAGCUGCGGGUCGCCCCCCUGCGCGACGCGAACUACCACAGGCUGGUCAGGACCGUGCUGAACGCGCGUGCCCCGGCUGGCGGUACCCCUGGUCUACGAUCUGGUGAAGCCAGCAUCGCCAACCACCGCAAGAAGUUGCGCAGCUGCACAGGUGGCCUUCGCCAGUCCGAGUGCGCUCACAUGUUCUCACAUACGAAGGUCUCCCUGCCAGAGAGGUCACGGAAACACUAUCCUGGAAGCACGUCGGGCGACGCAAUCAUGGGCGUCGAGGCGACCGAGGCCAAAAAGGAGUGGACCAUGAGUUGGUCGGACAAAAAGGCGCUCUACGGCAAGAAGAACCUCAUCGCUGUCGGCGGCGAGACGAAAUGCACGAGCCCGGACGACGUGGUCGAGCGCAAGACGGACUCCACGCAAGUGCCAGUCACGCACCGCGGAAUGCCCCCCGCGCGGUACGACGAGCUCAUCCACAUGUUUUUCUUGAAGGCCAUCGUGGACUUGACGCCGCUGGGCGCCAAAUUCGCUUGGCAGGCGGUGCUCAACCGCGCGGGGUACGUCGGCAUCGCUUUCACCGAGGAGCACAAGACUAUGAUCUACGCGAGGCUCGUCGAGCAGAUGAGGGCCGAGAUGUGCCAGACGGGCUCCAAGCUCUACAACGCCCAGUACGCGAAGGCGGCAGGGCUCACCGAGACGCCGCCCCCAGUGCCACCGCCGAACCUCAAGCGCCGCCCCCGGCGCAAGCCCGUGGCGGUUCCCACGGCUGAGCCAGGCACUGGCGGGGAUGGUGAGCCUGAGAAUGACAAUCCUGAGCCUGGGGAUGAUGGUCUUGUUGGUGAUCCCGAUCCUGAGAACGCCUGGGAUCCCUUUGCAUGA